Messenger RNA from Polistes canadensis, 2087 nucleotides. It is a transcript of the gene ERp60, whose product is annotated as protein disulfide-isomerase A3. The transcript has 5 exons. Gene Ontology annotation, biological process: protein folding; response to endoplasmic reticulum stress. Gene Ontology annotation, cellular component: endoplasmic reticulum. Lineage: Eukaryota; Metazoa; Arthropoda; Insecta; Hymenoptera; Vespidae. Gene Ontology annotation, molecular function: protein disulfide isomerase activity. The record is from RefSeq and is a predicted model, not a curated record. Bases 138 to 1616 code for a protein of 492 amino acids.
UCAGCGAACGACAGCAAUGCGCCGGGUCUCGUGCUUCGGUGGCUACUUUUUAACGAAGCCACGUCUUCGUAAACCAGUAGUUCUCCGAUAGUUAGGUGUGUUGGAACAGAUAAGAAAGAAGCUCUGUUAAUUUCACGAUGCUACCUAAAAUUUUCGUUUUUGUUAGCUUCCUUUUUCUAAAUGUUUACGCUUCCGAAAGUGACGUUCUUGAAUUAACCGAUGAUGAUUUCACGGAUGAACUUAAACGUCAUGAAAAUGCACUUGUCAUGUUUUAUGCACCAUGGUGUGGACAUUGUAAACGUUUAAAGCCUGAAUAUGCAAAAGCUGCUGAACUUCUUAUAGGUAAUGAUCCUCCAAUCACAUUUGCUAAAGUUGAUUGUACAGAAAGUGGAAAAGAAACAUGUAACAAACAUUCUGUCAGUGGAUAUCCUACAUUAAAAAUUUUUGCAAAUGGUGAUUUGGUUGGAGAUUACAAUGGACCCAGAGAAGCACCUGGCAUUGUUAAAUAUAUGAAGGCACAAGUUGGUCCAGCAUCAAAAGAAUUAGUUAGCGAAGAUUGUCUAAAAUCAUUCUUAGAUUCUAAUGAAGUAGGUGUCGUAGGUUACUUUGAGAAAGAUGAUUCGCCUUUGUCAGCUGCAUUCCAUGCUGUCUCUAAGAAACUCCGAGAAAAAGUUAGAUUUGCUCAUACGUCUGCCAAAAAAUUACUAGAAACAGAAGGUUUGAAGAAUAAUAUUGUCUUAUAUCGGCCAAAAUUACUUCAAAACAAGUUUGAGGCUAAUAGUGUUAAAUAUGAAAAUGGUGAUACCAUUAACGACGUCCAUAAUUUUAUCACACAAAACUACUUUGGCAUUGUGGGUGUUCGUACUCGCGAUAACUCAGCGGAAUUUAAAAACCCAUUGAUUGUUGCUUACUACAGUGUAGAUUAUGUUAAAAAUCCUAAGGGUACCAAUUACUGGCGUAACAGGAUUCUCAAAGUUGCGAAAGAUUAUCCUUCUUUCAAUUUUGCCAUUUCUUCCAAAGAUGACUUCCAACACGAAUUGAAUGAUUUCGGCAUAGACUUUGUAAAAGGUGAUAAACCAGUUAUUCUGGCAAAAGACGCACAAGGCCAGAAAUUUGUUCUUAAAGAAGAAUUCUCGUUGGAUAACUUUGAAAAGUUUGUAAAAGCAUUCGAAGCUGGAGAAUUAGAACCAUAUCUGAAAUCUGAACCAAUUCCUGAAGAUAAUAAUGGAAAUGUUAAAGUUGCGGUAGCAAAGAACUUCGAAGAAAUUGUUACGAAUAAUGACAAAGAUACGUUAAUUGAAUUUUAUGCUCCUUGGUGUGGUCAUUGUAAAAAGCUUGCACCUGUUUUUGAUGAAUUGGGAGACAAAUUGGCUAAUGAAGAUGUUGAAAUAGUGAAGUUCGAUGCCACAGCUAAUGAUGUUCCAGCACCAUACGAAGUCAGAGGAUUCCCAACUCUUUUCUGGGCACCAAAAGACUCUAAGGAUAAACCUGUUAAAUAUGAAGGCGGCAGAGAAUUAGAAGACUUUAUUAAAUAUAUUGCUAAGCAUUCUACUAAUGCGCUUAAAGGCUACGACCGUAAGGGUAAAGCUGUUAAAACUAAAAACGAAGAGUUGUAAUACUUUAACAAUUUUUAAUUCAUUGUUUAAUGCAUUUUCUGAAUCACUUCAGCUUUAAAAAGUGAAAUGAGAUUCUUUUGUAAAAUUCAUUUACUGUCAUUAAUAUGUGACAAAGAACAUUAGUCAUAGAAGUUAAAUAGUAAGUUAUCUUUUUUUAAAUACUAUAAAAAAAGAAUAAAAUGUAUGAAAAGGUGAUCAUAGAAUCUUUAAUAUCAUAUACUUGUUUAGAAAGGAGCAAUUAGGGUGAACUGAAAACAAUAAUAGGUUGUAUUACAUAUACUUUAUACGAUUGUAUAAAAACAUCAAAAGUGAAAGAAACUUGUCCUCAUUUCUUUCCAUACUUAAAAAUAUUGAUAAAAAGUAUAAAUGCUUUUUCCAUUUCAGAGCGUCUGACUGUGCUUUAGGUUAAAUACUAUUCUUAAUUUUUGUUUAUAUGAAAAUAAAAAUAAAUUGUUUUAUACGAAAUACGAA